Microbotryum saponariae is the source of this 3671-nucleotide messenger RNA. Lineage: Eukaryota; Fungi; Basidiomycota; Microbotryomycetes; Microbotryales; Microbotryaceae. The record is from the annotation of a GenBank genome assembly.
AUGCUACCCACCGCUGCGAGCUUUGUCCCUUCGACUCGCACCGCCGCAUCGUCAACCAGCUUCGACCACGCUCUGGGCUCCACUCACCACCGCAACGGCAGCAGCAACGGGCUCUUUGGCGACUCGUCCCUGCUGUCGUCGUCUUCGGCGUCGUCCUCGCCCUCAUCCUCGUCGCGCCUCGACUCGCUUAGCUCCUCUCCCGUAAACCAAUUCCACCACGGCGCGAAUACGAACGGCAGCGGUCACUUUGACCAAGGCGUACGUCCCUACUACCCCUCGACGGACUACAAUCACUCGCUUAUAGACUCCUUGGGCCUCUCCGUCGAUUCGAUGCCACGCACUUCCUCACCGCAGCGCGACCCGUCCGUCACCCCCACCUCGUCGGCCUUCAGCGCAUCGUCGGCGACCGGACCCAUGUGGGACGCCGCUCCUUCCUCGACGGGUCCAUCAAGGCCGACACCGAUCGGUUCGGGGCGUUCGACCGCCGCCGUGUCAGGAUCCAACCAUGCGGGUCCACUUUCAUCGAGCGUCGGAGCGAUCGGUGAUCGUCGUCGACUCGUCAGUGGCACCAUCGCCACCCCCGAAAAGAGGAUGGUAGACGCCAUCAACGGUCUCGCAGGCGUUUUCGACAUCAACCGCUCCUCAGGCGCAACUUCGCCCCUGCAAGGUCUUGGUUCAGGCAGUCGGGCACUCACACCUUCGCCUUCCGACGGCGACGCGUCGCUUUCGUUGCGGCCAGGUUCGAGUUCAGGGGCGGUUGGAAGUGCACCCAAGAGCCGACCUUCGUCGUUCAUACUCGGUGUGCUACCUUCAAGAACCGAUGAUCGUAACCGUUCGGCGUCCGAACGCUCCAACUCGUCCCCGCUGGCCUCGCCAGCUCAUGAAAAACUGAGCUUUGACCUCGACUUUUCCAACUCGUCUAUCGUGCUGGGCAGCUCGCCUUCAACGUCGAGUACGUCGCUCAUCGCGCCGGGUGCAGUUGAAGCGACGCCUCGAGCCCCGACACCCGUGCGAAGCCCUUCACCGGGCGUGCGUCGCAGACCCCUGUUCGGUGGCGGUGGGGACGAGCAGCAACAGACCGUCGAGGCGCGUGUACACUCGCUCGAGGCGACCGUCUACGAUUUGGCCUCGUUCGUUCAUGGCGAGAUGCGAUCUAUGCGAGACGAGAUCAACUCCCUUCGCACCCUCGUGCAACAGCUGGCCAACUCGGCCGGCGGUGGUGGCAACUCGGGCCUCUACAUGAACUCGCUCCCUCGAGCUGGGGGUCCAGGUCAACACCUUGGGCUUUCGAGAACCAAAGACCUGUUCGAAUCGCCACUCUUGACCGUGCGAUCACCCUCCCCUCCUCUACAGCCCGCGCCAGGCUCACGACCCGGUCUCGUUCGUUCGGCGUCGGGCUCGAUUCUCGAAGGCCUUGGUGGAGGCUUUGCGCCAGGAGCUUCGUCGCCUGCUCUUUCGUCGUCGGGCAAGUUCGGCUCUUCCGAACAGGACGGAAUGGCGGACAAGGACGAGCAGAUCGCCGCUCUGUCACAGCAGGUCAGCGCCUUGGCUUCGUCGGUUGCACACCUCAUGAGCUCGGCCGCUGCUCCUCAAGGUUCUCCGAUGCUCGGUCCCGGUGGAAUCGGAUCCCCGGUCAUCAAUCGAGGUGGGCAUCAGACAGGUCCGACGGGCCUUGGUGUAUCGCUGUCGAACAGUUCUGCUGCCGUCGGGCGAUCACCGCUCAUGAGACCCCUAGGCGCCAACGGUGCUCCACAAUCAGGGUUGAACCGCACCUCGUCCUUGAGCAAGUCCUUUGUUGGAUCGAGAUCACCCAGCCGACCCAACACGGCACCUGGAAGUGACUUUGGCGAAUGGGACUCGCCCGUGAUUGGUGGGCAGAGUCCUAUGCUCGGCGGUUCGAAUGGGAAUGCUCCUCCGCCCGGUAGCCUGGGGAGCAAGUGGGAUGCUCUCGGCGUUGGGAACGAGUUGUUCCGAGCGAUUGCCAAGUAUGGGUGAGUUCUCGCUGUUGAGAAAGCAACAGAACAUUGUGCGCUGGAUUGCUCAUCGCUCCCCGGUCUUUUCGUGCUCACAGCCUGGGACCGCCGACCAAGAUCCAGGCCAAGGCCAUCCCUUGUGUGCUUCACAGUCAAGACAUCGUGGCGCAGGCCCCGGCGAUCCAAGAGCGCAUCCAAUGCUACGUCAUCCCGGCCUUGCAGCUGCUACAUUCGCUUUCGGGGUCGGCAGGCGCUUCGCCAGCUCCGUCCGUUCAAGUCAUUAUCAUCACCGCGACGGUCGAUCAGGCCGCCCAGGCGCAGCGUCUCGCCGUUGGCCUCGGUGCGACGCUUGGCAUUCGCACGAGCCUUUACGUCGGACAACCGACUGGUGACUUGACCAAGGAGGCACUCGAAUGGCAGAACGCACCGACCCAGGUCAUCGUCGGCACGCCGCAACGCUUGCACGAUCUCCUCGCGACACGCCUCAUCCCCUUGCACGACCUGAGGUUGCUCAUCAUCGACGAGUGCGACCAGUUAAUCGCGAGGAAUCUGUCGGAGCAUGUGACCAACGUCGUUCGAUUCCUUCCCCCGCCCCUCACUUCGAAUGGUGCCAACUCGGCGAACAAGAGCUCGGGUGGUGGUCCCCCGUCGCCCGUCAUGGCCCGAUCUCCUUUGCUCGGUCCUUCCCCUUCCGGCCUGUCAUCUCUCCCGCAUGCCUUCUCUUCCAAUUCUUCGGCGGCUUCCCCGUGGUCACAUCCACCGACAUCUCCUACCCCUUCGGCCGGCGUUGAUCGUCAGACCGCGAUCUACAGCUGCACAGUCCCUCAAGACGUGCUCAAUUUUGCCUCUUCAUUGCAACUGCGCGAACCGGUCCGCGUUCUUGUUCGUCGAGAAGGUGCGGGAGGUGGAGAUCGUGGCGAGACGACUCUUGGCGGUGCACUCAGUCCGAACCCGAAUGGUCUUGCGCCGUCGCCAUCGCCGAAUUCGGUGCCUCAUCAGAAUCAGAACAUCAACGCUGUCAAUGGUUCGGGCUUGCCUCCGGGUGUCAACCCUGCUCCGCCCAUGGCCAAUUUGCGUGGUCUGCGUCAGUUCUUCUUCUACGUCGCGGCUGGUGGUCCCAACUCCUCGGGCAAUGGGACCCGCCGAGACAGCUCGACGGCGAACAACUCGUCGCGUCAUUGGAAGCUCGAGGCAUUGUGCGACGUCGUCGACGACAGUGGCGUCGACGCCCUCGUCAUCUUCACUUCAUCGAUGGAGAGCGUCGAGGCCGUAACGUACAAGCUUGGGUCGCGGGGGAUCGAAACGAUCGCUUUGCACCAAGAGAUGGGUCAGCCGAUGCGUCAGAGCGCGCUCGCUCGUUUCCGUGCCCCGCUUAACCACAACAAUGGAAAUGGAGCUGGAUCGACACCCCGCCUCGGCGUACCCAAUGGUACGAGCUCCAAGAGGUGCUUGGUCGUAUUCGACCCGUUGUGUCGCCCUCUGACCGAAGCCCUUCAAGUCCCUCUGGUGAUCAACUUUGAUCUCCCUCGAGCGGUUGAGGACUACGCCCAACGCGUCUCGGCAGGUCCCAACUCUCCCUUCGGUCGCCCCGGCACGACCAUCAACUUUGUCGCGCCGGGCUCAGACGCCGACAUGCUUCGAGCCAUCGAGUCACAUUACCGCUGUAAGAUCGCCGAGCUCCCCACGUUUGGGUUCUGA